Molecule: messenger RNA, 2198 nt
Organism: Stegostoma tigrinum
Lineage: Eukaryota; Metazoa; Chordata; Chondrichthyes; Orectolobiformes; Stegostomatidae
Product: tyrosine-protein kinase SRK2-like
Exons: 8
Coding region: 93-1715 (540 amino acids)
Biological process (GO): innate immune response; protein phosphorylation; cell differentiation
Cellular component (GO): extrinsic component of cytoplasmic side of plasma membrane
Molecular function (GO): non-membrane spanning protein tyrosine kinase activity; ATP binding; signaling receptor binding
Source: RefSeq, a predicted model, not a curated record
CUUAAACUUCCACUCGCUAAAAUGCACUGCUUACAUGGGCAUAAGAACAGUUCUGCAAAGCAAGCAAUUAUUUUGAGUCUUGCAUCAGCGCUAUGGAAGUUCUAUGCUGUUGUCCUUUCAGCAAUUCUGCGACUUCAAACACCACCUCGGAGGAUGGCAGAAAUGCAAAGCCACAAGGAUUGACAAUCCACAACACAAAUGACGGCCCUGAAGUUGGAGUGUUCACUCAUGAAGCGAGGUCUUUACCUCUCCCGGCGGCGAUCGCUGUUCAGCAGAAUGUACAAAAUGCAUGUCGUGGUUUUUCAAGUUCAUGCGCUGCUAGAGGAGACGAGGGGCUUUGCAAGAAUGAAGCUCCACAUUCCGCGGAGAUUCACGUAGUGCAAUUUGAUUAUAUGGCGAGGGGCCGUGAGGAGCUGAGUGUGAAAAAAGGAGAGCGCCUAGAGAUCCUCAGCAAAACAGGGGACUGGUGGCUCGCUCAGCAAGUUUGUAAAUGUUCAUACAAACAAAAAAAACCCUGCUCUGGGUUUGUGCCUGUCGAAAUACUCGCAAAAGAGAGGAGCUUGGAGGGAGAACCCUGGUACUGUGGAAAAAUGACCAGGUUUGAAGCAGAAAACCAUCUCCUCUCUUCUAAGCAAUUUGUUGACAUGUUUCUUGUCCGCAAAAGUGAGACCAUUCAGGGCUCAUAUGUACUGUCAGUGAAAAAUGGAGAAUCAAUCAUUCAUGUUGUGAUUUUGCAAAAAGAGAAUGGUCGCUAUUACGUAACAGAAGAUGCAGAUUUUGGCAGCAUUCAUGAGCUGAUUGAACAUUAUAAACAUUAUACAAUACAAUGCACUACUAGAUUAAACAGACCCAGCAAAAGAAAAAAGCCAUCUCUUCGUCACUUAUCAUACAACACAGUGGACAAAUGGGAAAGACCAAAGGAAGAAUUCACUUUGGUAAAGUGCAUAGGAUCUGGUAAUUAUGGAGAAGUGUGGAAAGCCAUCUGGAAUGACAACGUACCUGUUGCAAUUAAAAUGCUGAAAGAAGAAGUUAAAGACUCCAGCAAUUUUCUGAAAGAAGCACAAAUUAUGAAGAACUUCCAACAUGAGAAUCUGAUUCCUCUCUAUGCUGUAUGCACCAGAAAGCAACCUUUCUUCAUUGUCACUGAAUUGAUGAUACAUGGAGAUCUUUUGAAUUAUUUGAGGGAAUCUGAAGGAUGUUUUACAAUUGCGCAAUUAAUUGAAAUGGCAAUUCAGAUUGCUGCUGGAAUGUUGUAUCUUGAAUCCAAACAAUAUAUUCAUCGGGACUUAGCAGCAAGAAAUGUUCUUGUGGGAGACAAUAUUGUUUGCAAAAUUUCAGACUUUGGACUUACUAGAUUGCUUCAGAAUGCCACAACUGGUAGCAUACCUGAUGCUCAACUUCCUGUUAGGUGGACUGCUCCAGAAGUAGCAAGUAUGAAUCAAACUUCGAUGAAAUCUGAUGUCUGGUCAUUUGGUAUUGUUCUGUUUGAGAUUAUCACAAAUGGGAAGAUACCAUAUCCUGGAAUGACAAAUAAAGUGGUCUUAUCUGAACUACUACAAGGCUACAGGAUGCCAUGUCCUAAUGGCUGUCCACAACCCAUUUAUAACAUUAUGAGACAAUGCUGGAAUGAAAUUCCAUCUCAAAGGCCACCAUUUAGAACACUGAAACUACAGUUGGAAGAGUUCAUCAUAACCAAUUACCAUCCUCUCUACUAACCAUCUUCAAAAUGGAAGAACUAUUUAUUUAAAGUUACCAACAAAAUGAGAAAAUUCUUCAAAACGUAAUGGACUGAAUGGUGUAGUAUGAAUGAAACUAAUUGCAUAGAUUGUUUUAUACAUAGAAAUUGAGCAAUAGUUUCUCGUGACUAUUAAAUAUGCCAUUAGGUAUGGAAGUUGUUGACUGAAGUAAGCUAUUCCUUCAAAAGCUGUGCAGUAUCUCACCCAGGGUCCUGCCAUUCAAAUAGUUAUAUAUAUCUAAUAUAUGUGGACUAAAUUUGCCAGAAAAUGUUAUGAUUUGUCCAUUUCAGCAUCAUUACUUUUUUUGAUGGGAUGCUGACUUUUAAUUUCUUCCAGACAAACUGUCUGGCACUGGAGAUUAACUUUGAGAUUUACAGCAAUGAUGUGGAGGUGCUGGUGUUGGACUGGAGUGGUCAAGGUCAAAAAUCACACGACACCAGGUUAUAGUCCAAGAGUUUUAAU